GCUUGUUGUCAAUCGCUGACAUACGUCGCGCGUCAUGUCGGCAUCCAACAGAAGAUUAGGUUAGGCAUGUUCACGAUAUUGGCAAUUUUUUUCGAAGUUUCUGAAAGCGAAUAAAGUAUCUGAGGAACGCGCGGGGAAUAAAGGAGAAAAUAGAGGACGCCGUGUUAUGAAGAGAACGGGGAGGCUGGAAGGCGGAUAAAUCGAGAAUGAGAUUUCCCUCGUUGCUCUUGGACGAGACAGCACCGUCCAAAUUGUCGAGGUAGACUCUUUUCGCGAGCAACGCGAAUCACGUUCCGCCCGUCCGUCGCUCUUCAGCUUCUCCUCCCGGCACCGACGAUGUGAUUUUGCCAUGUGAGACGCGAGAACUUCCCUGACCAUGUUCCUGACACUCGCGACGUGAACGAGGAUGCAAACGAUGCUGCAGGCACGUUGGGAACGCUCUCAGAAACGCAAGAAGCUCUUGGCCCAGACGCUGGGAGUUUCAAGCGUGGACGAACUGCGGCAGAUUCUCGGAACGGAUGUGGAGGAUACGCAGAAGAAGAGAGGCAGGCUCUCCAACGACAAGUCCGACAGCGCGGUCAAGGAUUUGAAAGACGACGUCGUACCGACGGACGAGAUUGUAUAUAAGGAUUCCUCGACGUUCUUGAAGGGAACGCAAUCGUCGAAUCCGCACAAUGACUACUGUCAGCACUUCAUUGACACCGGUCAGCGGCCGCAGAAUUUUAUCAGGGACGUGGGUCUGGCGGACAGAUUCGAAGAAUACCCAAAGCUUCGCGAGCUGAUCAAGCUGAAAGACGAUCUAAUCGCGGAGACCGCGACUCCACCAAUGUACCUAAAGACAGACCUGCUGUCCUACAAUCUGAAAGAGCUCAAUUGUAAAUUUGAUGUCAUUCUUAUAGAGCCACCUCUGGAAGAGUAUCAGAGAACAUGUGGCGCGACCAAUGUGCAACUUUGGAAUUGGGACCAAAUAAUGGAGUUGGAUAUCGGUGAGGUGGCCGCAAAUCGCAGCUUCGUAUUUCUAUGGUGCGGUAGCAGCGACGGACUGGACAUGGGACGAUUUUGUCUCCGCAAGUGGGGCUUCCGCCGUUGCGAGGAUAUCUGUUGGAUCCGCACCAACAUCAACAAUCCGGGUCACAGCAAGAAUCUGGACAGUAAAGCGGUGCUGCAGAGAACGAAGGAGCACUGUCUUAUGGGUAUCAAGGGAACGGUGCGGCGCUCCACGGACGGAGAUUUUAUUCACGCCAAUGUCGAUAUCGAUCUCAUUAUAUCCGAGGAGCCCGAUUAUGGAUCCAUUGAGAAACCUGUAGAGAUUUUUCACAUCAUCGAGCACUUCUGCCUCGGCCGAAGAAGGUUGCAUCUCUUUGGUCGUGAUAGCACCAUUAGACCUGGUUGGCUCACCGUCGGUCCAGAAUUAACAAACACUAAUUUCAACGCGGACCUAUAUCAGAGUUACUUUGCCAACGGUCAGAUCACUACCGGCUGCACUGAAAGGAUAGAAGCGCUCAGACCGAAGUCACCGCCGCCAAAGGGGAAAGUAUCCGGCCGUGGAAGAGGAGGCUUUAAUCGUGGUAGAGGCAGAGGGAGAUAAAUAGAUCAGAAUCCAGCAGUGUAUGUCUUUCGAACAUUACAAUAGAUGUAAGAAAUCUGAAAAUAUAAAUAUAUAAAUAAUUAUGAAGACA
Molecule: messenger RNA, 1679 nt
Organism: Wasmannia auropunctata (little fire ant)
Lineage: Eukaryota; Metazoa; Arthropoda; Insecta; Hymenoptera; Formicidae
Gene: Mettl14
Product: methyltransferase-like protein 14 homolog
Exons: 5
Coding region: 407-1588 (393 amino acids)
Cellular component (GO): nucleus; RNA N6-methyladenosine methyltransferase complex
Molecular function (GO): mRNA binding
Source: RefSeq, a predicted model, not a curated record